This is a messenger RNA of Aureobasidium melanogenum CBS 110374, 1626 nucleotides long. RefSeq lists its product as uncharacterized. The record is from RefSeq and is a predicted model, not a curated record. The transcript has 4 exons. Gene Ontology annotation, cellular component: membrane. Gene Ontology annotation, molecular function: amino acid transmembrane transporter activity. Lineage: Eukaryota; Fungi; Ascomycota; Dothideomycetes; Dothideales; Saccotheciaceae. The coding region runs from base 1 to 1626 and encodes 541 amino acids. Gene Ontology annotation, biological process: amino acid transmembrane transport.
AUGAAGGAGUUUCCUGAGGUUACUGCUGCCGCUACCAAGGAUAUCGGCGAUGUCGAGAAUGCAGGUGCUCGCAACCACACCAAGAGAGGCCUUUCAUCUCGUCAAGUCCAAUUCCUCGCCCUCGGCGGUGCCAUCGGUACUGGUCUGUUCGUUGGUAGCGGAGCCACCCUCUCAGCUGUUGGCCCUGCUCCCUUGUUGAUGGGUUACAUCGUAAUGAGUUUUGUCGUCUAUGGAGUCAUGAAUGUUCUUGCAGAGAUGACCACCUAUCUCCCUCUUGAAGGUCUGAGUGUACCGUACUUUGUCAAUCGCUUCGUGGACCCCAGUCUUGCUUUCGCCAUGGGAUGGAACUACUGGUACACGUUUGCCAUGUUGCUCGCCGCCGAAGUCACCGCAGCUGCAAUCAUCAUUCAGUACUGGACCGAAGCUGUACCCGUCGCUGUAUGGAUCCUUAUCAUUCUACUUGUCAUUCUCGCCUUAAAUAUCAUCGCUGUCUCCUUCUUUGGAGAGGCUGAGUUUUGGUUCGCAUCGAUAAAACUGUUGGCAAUCAUUGGUUUGAUCAUCCUUGGUGUUGUGCUUUUCUUUGGUGGUGGUCCGAAUCAUGACCGACUUGGUUUCCGCUAUUGGAAGGAACCUGGAGCCUUCAACCCCUUCGUCGCCAAAGGUAACGGUGGCAAGUUCCUCGCCUUCUGGUACGCGUUUAUCAAGUCCGGCUUCGCCUUCAUCAUGUCCCCCGAACUCAUCGUGACCGCCGCCGGAGAAGCUGAAGCCCCUCGUCGCAACAUCCCUAAAGCUGCAAACCGCUUCAUCUACCGCCUAUUCGCCUUCUACGUCUUGGGAACAUUGGUGAUUGGUGUCACUGUCGCCUACAACGAUAAGAACCUGCUCAACGCCAUCAGCAAUGGUUCACACGGCGCCGGAGCCUCUCCCUUCGUUAUCGCCAUACAGAACGCAGGCAUCAAAGGCCUCAACCACGUCAUCAAUGCCGCCAUCCUCACCUCGGCCUGGUCAUCGGGAAACGCCUGGCUCUUUUCUGGUUCCCGCAUGCUCUACUCCCUCGCCCUCACAGACCAAGCCCCCAAGAUCUUCCUCCGCUGCAACAAAAAAGGUGUCCCUUGGGUAGCCGUUCUCUUCACUUUCUGCAUCGGUUGCCUGGCUUUCUUGAAUGUCAGCAAUAGCGGCGCUUCCGUGUUCAACUGGUUCACAAACAUCACCACCAUCUCUGGCUUUAUCGCUUGGAUUGUUGUCCUCAUAACCUACCUGCGUUUCCGCCGCGCAAUGAUUUACCACAACAUGCUUGAGGCCUUACCUUUCCGAACGCCUUUCCAACCUUAUUCAGCAUAUUUCUCACUCAUCAUAAUGAUCCUGGUCACCUUGACUAAUGGCUUUUACGUCUUUGUGCCUUCCAGGUGGAAUGUUUCUGAUUUCUUGGUUUGCUACAUUACUAUUCCUAUCUUUUUGGUGUUGUGGUUUGGACAUAAGGUCUGGAGCAGGAAUUGGCAGUGGUGGAUUGAGAUUGAGCAGGUGGAUGUGUGGAGCGGAAAGGAUGUUGCUGAUGCUGAGGAAAGAGAGUAUGAGAUUAGGACACCAAGAAAUUGGAUUGAGAGGGUUUGGUUCUGGGUUGUUUGA